This is a messenger RNA of Coffea eugenioides, 2917 nucleotides long. RefSeq names its product probable ubiquitin-like-specific protease 2B. NCBI's taxonomy places the organism in Eukaryota, Viridiplantae, Streptophyta, Magnoliopsida, Gentianales, Rubiaceae. Gene Ontology annotation, biological process: proteolysis. The coding region runs from base 198 to 2657 and encodes 819 amino acids. The record is from RefSeq and is a predicted model, not a curated record. Gene Ontology annotation, molecular function: cysteine-type peptidase activity. The transcript is spliced from 16 exons.
GACGGUCCAAAACAUCCGGAUGUAUUUCACGAAAAAUCCAACUGGUCUUCACUCCCUCCCCAAAACCCCUUCCCCCAUGUCUGAUCGACCAUCGAAAAUCGUUCUCCGUGUUUUGGAGACUUUCGUCUCCGGCUGACUUCAUCGUCUCCGGCGCCUGUAAUCACCUCAGCGCAGAGGUUUAAUUUCUUAUUUAUAAAAUGACUGGGUUGGAUGAAGACAAUCCGCUGAUUGGUUUAAUUAGUGAAGAACAGUACCUUGAGGAGAAUAAUGUUGAAAAUGGGGAUUUGCUCUGUAAUUCGAAAGACAGCAGCUCAAGCCUGGAAACUGAAACCGCUUCACCUAAAGAAGAGGAUGAUCUAAAUGAAGAUGACCGCUUGCAGUCCUCAUCCAGUUAUGAAUCUGUUGGUGCUGCUUCUGAUGCGGAUGAAAGUGUUACUGAGACAUCUUCGCCAGAUUCGUCGACUAGGAUGGCUUUGGUUGGAGGAGUGUCAUCAGACCAGUGCUACAAUGGAUGGAUGGCUGCUGGAGUACAGGAGAUUUUAUUUGAACCAGAUUUUGUAGCUUAUCAGAAAGUUUAUUCUACAGUUUGUGAGUUGAUAUUUUCAGCCAGUUGCAUUGAAGCGAAAGGUGUAGCUGCACAUGGUGACAGAGAAAAUUUCCACAUUUACUUGAAAAUAGAUGAUAUCGUUGAAAUUGAAUCUCAAUGGCUUGGAAGGUUUCAGACAGCUAGGGUGAAAGUUCGUGCAGUUUCAGAACGUUUAGGGGCUGAAAAUAAUAAUAUUUAUUCAGGAAUUAAGAAGUUGGAGUUUGCAGUUACUGACGUUUGCUGGUAUCAGAAAUGUGAGGCAAUUCGAUCUUUGGAUCUGAGAUAUAAUGCUUUAUGGAAGGUCGUAGUCGAUACUGAGUUGGAAGAAUAUGGGGAGACAUUGGGACAAUUAACUCUGCCAUUCCGAAGUAGCUACUUUCCAGAUUUCAAGCCUUUUGAAGAUUUUAUCUACCCAGAAGGGGAUGUUGAUGCUGUCUCCGUUAGUAAAAGGGAUGUUGACCUACUACAACCUGAUACAUUUGUCAACGACACUAUAAUUGAUUUCUACAUUAAAUACUUGAAGGACAAAAUGCCGCCUGAGAAGAGGCAAAGAUUUCACUUCUUUAAUAGCUUCUUCUUUCGGAAACUGGCUGACUUGGACAAAUAUCCUUCUGGGUCUUUUGACGGCAGGGCUGCUUUUCUCCGUGUCCGCAAGUGGACAAGAAAAGUAAACCUAUUUGAAAAGGACUUUAUAUUCAUUCCUGUUAAUCACAGUUAUCAUUGGAGUCUACUGGUAAUAUGUCAUCCUGGUGAAGUGGCUAGCUUCAGAGAUGAAGAUGCUCAGAAAUUAGCCAGAGUUCCAUGCAUAUUACACAUGGAUUCGAUUAGAGGAACUCACGUGGACCUUAAGGACCGAGUUCAAAGCUACUUAUGGGAGGAGUGGAAGGAGAGACAAAUGGAAACAUCUGAAGAUAUCUCCUCAAAGUUUUCAAAUAUGAGAUUUGUCUCGCUUGAGCUUCCACAGCAGCAAAAUUCAUACGAUUGUGGUCUCUUCUUGCUCCACUAUGUCGAGCAGUUUUUGGAGGAAGACCCAGCUAAUAUCAGCCCAUUCAAGAUAACAACACUUUCAGUGUUUCUUGGUGCAUAUUGGUUCCCAUCAUCUGAGCCUUCCCUCAAGCGACGCGAUAUCCAAAAGUUGAUUUAUGACCUCCUUGAGAAUCACUCUGAAGAAAGUUCUCCAGCUAGUAGCACUGACAAGUGCUAUCCUCGUAAAAGUCCCAAGGCUGGAAAUGCCAGAGAGUUUCUUCCAGAGAGCUCUGGCACUUCAAAGGGUUAUAGUGUUAAUUUACUCUGUACUCAAGCUCAAAAGGGUGUAGAGAUGGCUCUAUUCCCAGCUUCUUCUUUAAGGGCUUCUUGUGCAGAUGAUUCUGGCAUGGCUUCAAGGGAUGCUUACAACUCUGGAUCUGCUGCAGGAUCCUUAAUUGAGUUGCAGUAUCAAGCUUUCGACAGGAUGGCAUCCUUCAAUGAGCUUAAGAGUGCUAUGGCUUCGUUACAGUGUUGCCAGGAAGAUGGCCUUCAGCAUCUUGGGGGAAUAUCAACUGAAGCUUGCAAUUACCCAUGUCCAUCUAGAGACUUCAAAAAUGAGGUUUCUUGGGACCAAGAGAUCCCUAUGCAUCAAACUCUGCAGGGGAACCAUGAUUCAGUGCCAGUAGCAUCUAUUUGUGGCACUGAGAAAUCAUUAGAUGGAAGAGUUGAUGAAAAUUUUCAAGUUACCAGAGAACUCAGUUUUGAUAAGGAAGGGAACCUAACUAAUAAAUCAACAGAAAAUGUUCAGGACUUGACAGAUGGGUUAGCAUCUGCUCACAGCAAUAUGCUGGAAAUUGCUGACCCUCGUUCUUCUUUUCAGAGCUUUGAUCAACAUGAUAAUUCUGAUGCUCUCAAAGCUUGCGCAAAGAUUCUUUAUGAAUCUUUCAAUGGAGGAAAUGGUGUAGAUAGAAAUGGGGGCACAACAAGUAAUGAUGUUGAUGAUUUGGCAUUUGAAUCACAUGUGGAGCAUGCUGCAAAAAAACUGCGUCUUACACCCAUUUCCGAAGAAGUUACAAAAGGCCUGCCUGAGGAUUUUUGUCUGUAAAUUCCCCUUAGCAACUGGAGUUCUCAUCUUUUGCAGUUUCUUCACUUUCUUCGUAACCAAGAACCCUCAAAAAAUUCUGGAUUAGUUAGCAAUGUGAAUAGAUUAGUGAUGCUGGCAUUUUGUGAGUGAUGCUUCGGAUGGAUGUCAAAACUUUUGGAGAGAAAUGAUACAUUUCAUAAUGAUUCGAAGGGCAUUUCAAUGCUUUUUUUUGGGGUGCUUAUUUCGCUACUAAUGUUAGUAUCAAAAACUGCAGUUGUAUA